Marasmius oreades (fairy-ring Marasmius) is the source of this 1169-nucleotide messenger RNA. It is a transcript of the gene EGD1, whose product is annotated as Nascent polypeptide-associated complex subunit beta. The coding region runs from base 80 to 583 and encodes 167 amino acids. Gene Ontology annotation, cellular component: nascent polypeptide-associated complex; cytosol. The record is from RefSeq and is a predicted model, not a curated record. NCBI's taxonomy places the organism in Eukaryota, Fungi, Basidiomycota, Agaricomycetes, Agaricales, Marasmiaceae. The transcript is spliced from 4 exons.
UCUAAACCUUAAUACACUUUCGUAGCACAAUCCACGACAGACCGUUUAUCGGUCAUCUUGUUCCACGCCCGUAUCAUCCAUGGAUCCAGCAAAAUUGGCCAAGCUCCAGGCUCAGGCGGCAGGCAACAGGAUUGGCGGCAAGGGAACCGUACGCAGGAAAGUCGUGCGGAAAUCAAAGCCCGCGUCGGCUCAAGACGAUAAAAAGUUGCAAGGGGCCCUUAAGAAGUUGAAUGUACAACCGAUUCCCGGGGUUGAGGAGGUUAACAUGUUCAGAGAGGACGGCAAUGUGUUACAUUUCACAGCACCAAAAGUCCAUGCCGCAAUACCGGCUAACACAUUCGCCAUCUACGGGGUCGGUCAUGUGAAGGAACUUACAGAGCUUGUUCCCGGAAUCCUUAACCAGCUUGGUCCCGAUUCUCUCGCAUCGCUCCGAAAGCUGGCAGAGUCGUACCAAGCGAUUCAACAGAGUCAGCAACGCCCGCCGAAUGCGGCCACUGCUCAAGAGGAUGAUGAUGAUGACGUCCCUGAUCUCGUUGAAAACUUUGAUGUGGAAGCUGACCAGAAGGUUGCUGGACUCGACUAGACAUUGGACCAUGAUUGCAAUUACACGUGAAGGACUCAACGGUAGUGCAAUGGACCUGUGUUUGAGGUCGUUUGCUUGACAUUUAGUUUGGGAGUGUACGAGGGUUUCGUUCGCGAUACAUAAAAUUGUGAUUCUGCAGUCAAAAUUUCUCAGUCACGUUGUACGCCUUCAAAUGGACCCUCAAAUAUCACCGAGCGUCUCGAUCUUGAUUGUUCAACCGUUUCCCACUGUCUGCGUUCAAGUUGUCACGACUGUCUGUUUCAUCUACAAAUUUACUCAAUUCUCACAAUUAGUGCAUUGCCCUUAUGAUUCGGAGUCUUUCGAAAUGGAACGGAUCGCAUUCGAGUCGUGGACCUUGGCACAAUGAGAUCUACGGGUCCUUCCUUGAAUCCCGCAAACCCAUCCUAGGGUCCUUUCUCGAAUCCAGGAUUCGCGCCGCAUGAAUACUGGCGUACGCAUGCGGUCCCGCAGAAACACAUUCAUGACCGGCACCCAUUAUGAAACAGGUUCGAUAGAUGUGGCACCAGAUCCAGCCGUUCAUUUCUCGCCUUUCUCGUCAGUAUGCUAGAACGCCCAGGCUUCGGGG